Messenger RNA from Harpegnathos saltator (Jerdon's jumping ant), 1696 nucleotides. Its product is annotated as putative cyclin-dependent serine/threonine-protein kinase DDB_G0272797/DDB_G0274007. The record is from RefSeq and is a predicted model, not a curated record. The transcript is spliced from 2 exons. Lineage: Eukaryota; Metazoa; Arthropoda; Insecta; Hymenoptera; Formicidae. The coding region runs from base 49 to 633 and encodes 194 amino acids.
AGGAGCCCCGGCGACGGCAAGCUCCUGGCUCACCCGUCGAACACUGCCAUGAAGUUGUCGCCCAGCGGCCACCACUCGCUGCCGCGCAAGAAGACGCCGUUGGACGGCAGGAGCAACUCGUCCACCGCCAACGUUCAGCAGUUCCAACGGGGCCAGCCGUUGAGGAGAAGCUGCCUGUCGCCGACGCAGUAUCAUCAUCAGCAGCAGCAACAGCAGCAGCAACAGCAGCAGCAGCAGCAGCAGCAGCAGCAGCAGCAGCAGCAGCAGCCGCCACCGCCGCCGCAUCAUCAUCAGCACCGUCAGCAGGAGAGCUCAUUGCACUUUGAGUACUUUGUGCCACGUAGCGUCAGCGAGUUCAAUCUCGCAGCGGCCGCUGUCACCGAUAUGGCGGUGCCGCCGCCGCCACCAGCGUCGGUCCUGAGGCCUUCGUCGGCCAUCACGCCGCCGGUUGCCGCCGGAGUGGCCGCGACCGCCGCCGGUACCAGUCAGACUCGACUGUUAGACAGUGGCGGCAACACUGCUACCAGGAGUCGCGAGAAAAUGGUCACGUUCGAGGACGAGGGGGUCAGUGCUUGCGCUACCUCGACGCCGACUAGGAAGAAUUUAUCCGGUCUGGAGAACGUCUUCAUGUGACGUCUUCGUGUCUUCCACGGAUAAUGAAGAAGCGAUUCCUUCGCGUCUCAUGUUCGAGGCUGGCACAAGGAAGACGAGGGGGUCUCGACAUCUUCGUUGUCGUGGCUGAAACGUCAAGGGAGAGAGCCUGAGAGAGACAUAUUUCGAACGCUUAAACGGUGAGGUGAACUAAGUCGGUGAUGAUGUCGAGAACCAGGGAGUGGAUUAUGACGCUGUUGAACCGCGUCAAGCCACUAGACACGAGUAUCUCGUAGUCGGAGAACCUGACUUGGGAUUCACGCAAUUUCCUGACUGAGACGGAAGAUCGGAAAACGAGGGAAUAAAAAGACAAGGAUCAAACAGAGAGACAGAGGGAUGAGAUGUCGACAACGUUCAUAAGACUGCAAAGACCUGCAUAACGCUGGCUAACGCGGAGGCUAAUCGCGAGGAUAUUCCAGAUACACACCGAGAAUGGCAGGAUGGAGGCUAUUGACUCACAAAAAGGCCAGACUCUGAACGGAAUACAACGUCGGAGAAGAUUCCAUGUGCGAUAGUAUCGCUCUGUCAAAGAGGCAUUCGACGUGAAUUUUCACCACUGUGAGGAUCUCGCGAUCAUCGCGAGGAGAGCGUUCCGGGGUGAAAACAGCAGCCCGAGCAACGCAGAGUCGCGGAAGCUGUCCACGAGAAGCAUUCUAAUCAUGCGGCGUAGGUUCCAGUAAGUUCUCCAUCGUCAUUCGCGACCCCCACGCACCGCGAGACUGCACGAAAGCGAGGAAUAAAAGACAAAUGCCAAAUAAACGCUCAGAAAAAAGACAGGAGGAGAAGACGAAGACGUUAGAAUCUCGACACCGAAGAGUUGAUCGCGACAGCGGAGUUGACACGAAGCGGACUUCUCCUCGAGUCGAGUGCCGACUGUAUAUUUCUUAUUAACGAUUAAGAGCCGUAAUUAUUGUUAUUAUUACACUUGCACACCGCGUAGGAUAUCUGUCGAGUAUCCAAAUUUUAUGUCCGAUAAGUCCGACUAUGUAUUCCGAAUGUUAUAAACAAUAGCCUGUAUAUAUAUUCGAGAAGUAUAUAUAUUGAA